Molecule: messenger RNA, 1970 nt
Organism: Salmo salar (Atlantic salmon)
Lineage: Eukaryota; Metazoa; Chordata; Actinopteri; Salmoniformes; Salmonidae
Product: replication factor C subunit 5
Biological process (GO): DNA repair; DNA-templated DNA replication
Cellular component (GO): DNA replication factor C complex; nucleus
Molecular function (GO): ATP binding; DNA clamp loader activity; ATP hydrolysis activity
Source: RefSeq, a predicted model, not a curated record
CAAACCUGCCGUAAACUCUGUUUCUUGACGUAAAGCACAUUUUGUUGAAGUGGAGCGCGCCAAAAAAAAAAAGCCAAUUAGUGAAGCACUCUUUUCUUGCUAACUUAAUCAACGAUUCAAAUGGCAUCGACUAGCAAGAUAGCGUUGCAGUCAAGAAAUUUGCCGUGGGUUGAGAAAUACAGGCCACAGACCCUAGAUGACUUGAUUUCUCACAAGGACAUAUUAAGCACCAUACAGAAGAUUAUCAGUGAGGACAGACUGCCACAUCUCUUCUAUGGACCUCCAGGUGCAGGGAAGACGACUACUAUUCUAGGUUGUGCCAAGCAGCUCUACAAGGACAAGGAGUUCAACGCUAUGGUCUUGGAGCUAAACGUGUCCGACGACCAAGGUGUUGAUGUUGUUUGAGGACUCAUCCUGUGUUUUGCCAGCACCAGGACCAUAUUCAAGAAGGGUUUCAAGUUGGUGAUACUGGACGAGGCCGAUGCUAUGACCCGGGAUGCCCAGAAUGCAUUGCGGCGAGUCAUUGAGAAGUACACAGAGAACAAGUUCUGUCUGAUCUGUAACUACCUGUCUAAAAUUAUCCGGGCCCUGCAGUCCAGAUGCACCAGGUUCCGCCUGUCUCAGGACCAGGUGAUCCCCAGGCUGGAGUAUGCUAUCCAACAGGAGAGCAUCGAUAUAACUCCAGAUGGAAUAAAAGCUAUUGUGACCCUAUCAUCAGGAGACAUGAGAAGUUCACUCAACAUACUGCAGAGCACCAGCAUGGCGUAUGGGAAGGUGACAGAGGGUAAUGUGUACACCUGCGCUGGUCACCCACUACGAUCAGACAUAGCCAACAUUCUGGGCUGGUCCCUAAACAAGUUGACUUUCAUCCUGUGUUUCGGAUGGGUUUGCUUAUCAAGUUGGCAGAUAUUAAGUGCUCCUGUAUCUUCGGUAUGGCUGUUGAUUAUAUACAAUUUGUUGGGUACCGGCUGGCCUCGGGACCCAACGAGAAGACCCAGUUGAGUUCGAUGGUGGCAGCUUUUCAGGCAGUGAGAGAGAUCUGGGUCAGGCAGUGAGAGAGAUCUGCCACCCAGACCAGCGGUCCCCAAACAGUCACAAUCUAUUACAGUGCUUCCCAAACUGUGCCCACGCCCCCCCCCCAAUUUUUAAGGAACUCAGUGCAGCUUUCAACUUACUCUUGAAAGUUGUAAUAGUAGAAUGCACAAGAUGCAAUUUAAAAAAUGGGUAGUGCACCAUCAGUGUUCCUCUUGUUAUUUCAGUCAUUGCCUACCUUAAAGCUAUUUGUAACUUGUCAGAAAUGUCCAUGUCAGCUAACAUUUUUUUAGCCCAUAGAUUUUGUUGUAAUGUUUGAGACUCAAAUCACAUGAAUACACAUUAGACACGGCAACAUUUGAUAGAAUUCCAAGAAAAUGAUUGAAAACUGCAACAUUUUCUCUGCACCCCUUGACAAAAUGUUUGAAUUGCAGGAAAAAAAGCUUUAAACUUGCAACAUUUUCUCUCCACCAACAAGAGGGGUGUGAACAGUUUAUGUCAUGAACAGUGCUUGUGCCCAUAGAACUAGACGUGGCGCAAACGCGGGAGGGGGCGGACGUUCCCCAUUGCUGGAAGGGGUGGCCUGAGUGAAAAAGUUUAGGAACCCCUGAUCUAGUACACAUUGAUCAACCAACCAAGUUCUUGGAGAGCUACGGGUGUGCAUGAUUUUGUUCUAGCCCAUCUUUAACACACCUGCUGCAAUUAAUACAUUGCUGGUCGAGACCAUGGUUACUUGAGUCAGGUGUGUUAGCGUUGGGCUGGGACAAAAGGCCUGCGUACCCUGUUCACUAAAAUAUAACAUUUAUCAAUGAAAGUGUGAGGGGAUAGAACCAGUGAGAUUAACGUCAUAAAAACACUUGUUGUCCCCGUUUGCUCGAUAUUCCUUUAUGUACAUUAAGUAGAAUUUCUGUUUAAUAAAAUUGUAAUUUGUGUAUUUU